AUGUACGCGGCCGCCCGCGCCCCGGCCACCAGCGUGAGCGCCGACUGCUGCAUCCCCGCCGGCCUGCGCCUCGGCCCGGUGCCCGGGACCUUCAAGCUCGGCAAGUACCUGUCAGACCGCAGGGAGCCCGGGCCCAAGAAAAAGGUACGCAUGGUGAGAGGGGAGCUGGUGGACGAGUCGGGGGGCUCCCCUCUGGAGUGGAUAGGCCUAAUCCGCGCAGCCAGGAACUCCCAGGAACAGACUCUGGAAGCUAUUGCGGACUUACCUGGAGGACAGAUAUUCUACCGUGCACUCCGAGAUGUCCAGCCAGGGGAGGAGCUGACCGUGUGGUAUUCCAACUCCUUGGCUCAGUGGUUCGACAUCCCCAUGACUGCGACCCCAACACAUGAUGAGAAAGGGGAGGAGCGCUACAUCUGCUGGUACUGCUGGAGGGCGUUCCGGUACCCCAACAGCCUCAAGGCGCACCUGCGCUUCCACUGCGCGCUCAGCGGCCGCGCCGCCCCGCAGCCCGACCUCCCCGCGCGCCCGGGCGCCGCCCCCGCCGCGUCCCCGAAGCCCGCGCCCGACCUCCCCGCGGCUGGCGCCCCCCGGCCCCCGCCGCCCCCGGCCCCGGCCCCGGCCUGCGGGGCGCGCGAGGGCAUCAAGCGCGAGGCCUCUUCGGCUCCCACGUCGCACCCGGGCAGGUGGGGCGCGCCCAAGAAGGGCAGAGAUCCGGCGGAGCGCGCCCUGGACGUGAGCGGGGCCGCCCGGGGCCACGGCCCGUCGCUCGGCUUCUACCCCGGGGUGCGCUCGGCUUUCAAGCCCGCCGGCCCGGCCCGGGCGGCGGCGGCCGCGCACGCAGACCCCUACCGGGAGGAGGGCGGCGGCCCGGCCGGGGCGGGGCUGGCCUGGGGGCGGCUGCUGGGGGGCGCGCGGGCGGGCGGGCGCGGGGCGAUCGGGCAGCAGGCGGGCCACCCCCACGCGCACCCGCAUCCCCCGCACCCCCAGCCCAAGUGCCUGCUGGCCGGGGACCCGCCGCCGCCGCCGCCGCCGCCCGGCCUGGCCCUGCGCGGCCUCCCGCUGCUGCCCGGGCCCGCGGGUGGGGCGUCGGCCUUCAAGCACGUGGAGCGCGGCCCGCCCGCCGCCGCCCUGCCCGGAGCGCGCUACGCGCCGCCGCCGCCCGCGCCGGGCCUCCGCCUGGAGCGCUGCGCCCUGCCCGCCCUGCCCGCCCUGCCCGCCUUCCCCGGCGCCGACUGCGGCCACCUGCCCGCCGUCAUGCCGGCCUUCGCGGUGUGCGGCGGAGAGCUGCUGUGCGGCUCCCCGGCCGCCGCCGCCGCCGCCGCCGCCUACUACCCGCUCAGACUGCACCUCGGCGGGCUGCUCAAGUACCCCGAGCCGCUGUCUUAUUUCGGGGGCCCCGCCGCCCCCGCGGCUCUCGGCCCGGCCGAGCUGGGCCCGCUGGCGAGCAUCGACCGGGAGCUCGCCCUGCACGCGCGGCAGCUGUCCGAGGCGGGCAAAGGCCGCGGCCGCCUGGACGUGGUGGCCGCGGGCGGAGCGGGGGGCGCGGCUGCGGGCGCGGCUGCGGGCGCGGCUGCGGGGAAGCCCAAGGCGGGCCACCUGUGUCUGUACUGCGGCAAGCUGUACUCGCGCAAGUACGGGCUCAAGAUCCACAUGCGGACGCACACGGGCUACAAGCCGCUCAAGUGCAAGGUGUGCCUGCGGCCCUUCGGAGACCCCAGCAACCUCAACAAGCACGUCCGGCUGCACGCCGAGGGCCACACGCCCUACCGCUGCGAGCACUGCGGCAAGGUGCUGGUGCGCCGCCGCGACCUGGAGCGCCACGUCAAGUCCCGCCACCCCGGGCACGGCCCGCUCGCCGCGGCCAAGGCGGACGACGCGCCGGGGGCCCCGGCCGGCCAGCCCCAGAGCGACCACGACAGCGACGUGGACGUCUGCUUCACCGAGGACCACGGCGACCCGGAGGCCGGCGCGGGCGGCCCGCGGGGCCCGUGA
Messenger RNA from Erinaceus europaeus (western European hedgehog), 1992 nucleotides. RefSeq names its product PR/SET domain 13 (gene PRDM13). NCBI's taxonomy places the organism in Eukaryota, Metazoa, Chordata, Mammalia, Eulipotyphla, Erinaceidae. The transcript has 4 exons. The record is from RefSeq and is a predicted model, not a curated record. Bases 1 to 1992 code for a protein of 663 amino acids. Gene Ontology annotation, molecular function: protein binding. Gene Ontology annotation, cellular component: nucleus.